This is a messenger RNA of Talaromyces rugulosus, 1614 nucleotides long. RefSeq lists its product as uncharacterized. The transcript is spliced from 2 exons. The record is from RefSeq and is a predicted model, not a curated record. Bases 1 to 1614 code for a protein of 537 amino acids. Lineage: Eukaryota; Fungi; Ascomycota; Eurotiomycetes; Eurotiales; Trichocomaceae. Gene Ontology annotation, cellular component: cytoplasm. Gene Ontology annotation, biological process: chorismate biosynthetic process; shikimate metabolic process. Gene Ontology annotation, molecular function: 3-dehydroquinate dehydratase activity; shikimate 3-dehydrogenase (NADP+) activity.
AUGGCAGUCAAUGGUCUUCCAAGCCCAGAUGUGCUCUCCGCCAAUUAUGCGGCGGGCAGGCAGAGCUGCGUUAUCUGUCUAGCACAUCAGGAUCUUACUGAGCUCGGUACUACCAUUCUCAAAAGAGCUAGUUACGGAGCAGCUGUAUCUGAGCUACGAGUCGAUCAACUGAAAACUCAUGGAGGGGGAAUCGCUUCGGCAGAAUAUGUGUCUUCUCAAAUUCGGUACCUACGAGAGACAACCGGUCUACCUAUCCUCUUCACGAUCCGCACGGUUUCUCAGGGAGGGAAAUUUCCGGACAAUUCUGCUGAUGAUGCUUUGCAUUUGAUGCUAGUUGCAGUCAAAGAAGCGUGCGAAUAUAUAGACGUGGAACUCACUUGGCCGAAAGCAGUAAUCUCGGGCAUUGUUUCCCAGAAAGGAAAUUCCAAGAUCAUUGCUUCGUAUCACAAUUGGACCAAAGGUAUCUCGUGGUCUGGAUCCUUGUUGAAGGAUUCCUAUGAGGGUGCAAAUCGGUUUGGAGACAUAAUAAAACUAAGCAUCACGAGCACUUAUCUUUCGGAUAAUCACGAGCUAGCCCUUUUUAUACGUGAUCAUCAAAAGCAAAGCACGAAGCCACUCAUCGCCGUGGGAAUGGGAGCCCAUGGCCAGUUAUCUCGAGUAUUAAGCCCGAUUUCUAUGGCCACACACCCUCUUCUUCCCACGGCCACUGCACCGGGCCAGAUGUCGGUUGCCCGUAUAAACGAGGUUUUGCACCUUAUUGGCCGAAUUCCUAAAAAGAAGAUGUUUAUUAUCGGACACAAUAUCUCCCACUCGCUCUCCCCCACGAUACACAACGCCGGCUUUGCUGAGCUUGGUUUACCGCAUCACUACUCCAUCCACCAAGCUCCGCAGAUUGAUGAAUCGGUAGAGAAGAUCCUAAAAGACCCGGAUUUCGGAGGCGCGUCGGUCACCUACCCCCAUAAACUUAACAUUCAACCGUUUCUUGAUUCGAUUUCCGAGAAUGCAGUCAGCAUGGGCGCAGUGAACACGGUCGUGGUUGGACAAUCGGCGGACAAGCCUGAUCAGAGAAUCCUGAUUGGCGAAAAUACCGAUUGGGUAGGUAUCCGCAACUGCAUAAAAGGAAGCCCCGUUACACUUGAUAGCUCUAGCACGCCUCUCGUGAUUGGCGCUGGUGGCGCUGCACGAGCAGCCCUCUACGCUCUGCAGCGGCUCGGGAUUUCAAAUGUGACUGUUGUCAACCGGUCAAAGGAGCGGGCAGAGGGUUUGGCGUCAAGUUUCACUACCCUUAACAUUUCGAUUUUGACUAGCCUGCAGCAAGUCGACGCCCCAGUCAGUUGUAUCGUUGCCUGUAUACCGGCAGAUGAUAUCACCGAGGACGACAUUCCGUCGAAACUUUUUGUAUCAGGCAAGCCUGGGAUACUCGUGGAAAUGGCUUAUCGCCCCAAUGUCACCGCAUUAAUGAAGGCUGUCCGGCGCCUGGGGUCAUGGUCAGUAUCCAACGGGGUCGAGGUACUACGAGAACAGGCGUAUGCGCAAUUCGAGCUCUGGACAGGAUAUAGAGCGCCUGUUCUGGCGAUCGAAGAGGCUCUCAUUAGUGCAGCUAGUUAUCUUUAG